AUGUCCUCCUCAGCAAACACUGCGAAAAAACGCUUGAAAAAACCCGUCCCCACCCCCGCGAAGCAAAAACAAAGGCAGGGAAAGGCGAAACCACGGUCGACACAGAAAGUCACCACUUCCGACGCCGAGGACGAUUCCACAUCGGCGGGGUAUUCUGAGUCCGCAUCUGCCUCUGGUUCUGCACCUGGUUCUGCGUCUGACUCCACGUCUGAUUCCGAAGAAGAAGAAGGAGAGGAGGAGGAGGAGGAGGAGGAGGAGGAGGAGGAGGAGGAAGAGGAUGCAUCCGCAUCCGCAUCAUCGGAAUCCGACGACGGAUACCACCCCCCGGCAGACUUCCUCCGCCUUCCGCCGCCCUCACCAUCCAGUCGAAACCCGUUCUCGUCCAAGAACCUCGCCGGGAAGGAGUUAUGGCUGAUAUCGGCGCCGGUGUCGGCACCGUUGUCGAAGUUAGGGACUGUUAAUGCUGCCGACGUACUAGAUAAUGCGCAAGUGCUUGGAACGAGUAGUGGGCGGAUGUUCUCAGUCCGCGAGGCGGAUGAGGGCGCAGGUGUACAGGUUUUGGUACCGGAUGGGAGGGGGGGGUAUUUGCUUGGUGGGAAGAAGAUUACGAAAUCUGUGCAGUUCUUCGAGACGUUGCCGUAUAGGGAGCCUGAAAAGAGGAGUAAGGCGGCGAUUGCGAAGAGCGUCAGAGCCCAGCCUGAUGGGUUGAAGAUGAGGUUUAAGCCGAUGGGGUAUGUUGGCGAUCAGGACGAGGACGGGAUGCCGGAUGCUGUAGAGCCGGAGGCCCUAGAGCCCGUCAAGAAGAAGCGGAGGGAGAGUGGGGAGGAAGGAGGACUUAUUAGGGUGAAGGGUGAAAAGGGGGAACAUAGGGUGAAAAAACAUAAGAAGAAUAGAAAGGAGACCCUUUCUUGAGCUUAGUUUUCUUUUCCCUUUUUCAUUCUGUUCCACACGAUACGGGUGGUGGACUGAGUUGGUGACAGUAUAUAUUGUAUCAUAUCAGAUUGCUUUAGGCGGUAUUCAAAAGUUUUUGCGA
Molecule: messenger RNA, 1033 nt
Organism: Tuber melanosporum (Perigord truffle)
Lineage: Eukaryota; Fungi; Ascomycota; Pezizomycetes; Pezizales; Tuberaceae
Exons: 2
Coding region: 1-912 (303 amino acids)
Biological process (GO): transcription by RNA polymerase I
Source: RefSeq, a predicted model, not a curated record